GGUCUCCAUUCUUUGUCCUGCUCACAAUCCAGUUUUUUCAUAGUCAUCAGAUAUUCUUUUUAAAUGUGGCCUUGAAGAAACCACAGAUUCUUCUGUAUAUAAACCCUACAUGAUAACAUUCUACAAAUAAAAUAUAAUAGAUUUGCAAACAUCAAAACUUGCGAUUGUGGGGACCUGUCCAAUUUGUCUGAUUUUUCUAGAACUGGUUCUAGAAGUAGCAAAACCCAGGACAAAAGUCUGGCUGUCGUUUUAGUUAGGACUGGCGUAACCAUUGUAUGCCGUAGCUUUGUACAAAGGGAAUUAGCUACAGUUGUGGCUUUAUCCUAACUCCAAAUUAGUGAUAAAAUCCCUCUAAGUUUGACCUUAGAAUGGUUGGUCGAUGUGAGAGAAAUACAACUAAUUGAAGUAGACCAUAGCUAGUUGCAGCCAGCAUCGAUCUACGCCACAAUUAAAAAGAAGACUAGUUUUCCGUUAGUUGUCCGUGAGAAUGUAAGGGAAUGAGCGGUUUGUUGCAGAACAAAACCUUGAAUUUUUGUUUUUCUGAUUAAUGGGGGCGAACCUCUCUAGGGUUUAUGAAGGAGACGACGGGAGACCUCCUGCAGGUUAUCCGGGAUUGGCCGAUAUACCAGAGAAUUGCAUAGCGGGAAUUUUCAGGCAUUUGAGCCCUCUUGAUAUCUGCAAGCUUGCACGGUUGAAUAGAGCUUUUAAGGGCGCGGCUUCUUCCGAUUUAGUAUGGGCCGAGAAGUUGCCGGUGUGUUAUCAGGACAUGCUUUCGAAAUUGCCCCUUUCCAAGGGUCAAUUUUUGCCGAAAAAGGAGAUUUAUGCCCUUCUCUGCAAACCCAUUUCUCUGGACAAUGGAACCAAGGAAGUUUGGCUGGAUAAGGCCACAGGAGGAGUCUGUCUAGCAAUUUCAGCAAGAGCUAUGGCCAUCACAGGAAUAGAUGAUCAUCGCUACUGGAGAUGGAUUCCAUGUGAGGAGUCCAGGUUCCAUGAAAUUGCAUAUCUUCAGCAGCUUUGGUGGUUUGAAGUAGAUGGUGUAGUGAAAUUUCAGCUUCCUGCAGGAGAAUAUAGUCUUUCUUUCAGAUUACGGCUUGGGACAUCUGCUAGAAGAUUGGGUCGUCGGGUUCAAGUUUUUAACCAGGUUCAUGGAUGGGAUUUGAAACCAGUUCAAUUCUGCCUUUCUACAUCAGAUGGUCAGCAUGCUACACGAGGGUAUUAUUUGGAUCAGGCUGGUGAGGAUGGCCCUGUUGGUGAUGCUCGUGGAAAGUGGACUGAUUAUCAUGUUGGCAAUUUUGUGGUUGAGAAUGAGAACAAGUUGACUGAAGUAAAGUUCUCUAUGACACAAAUUGAUUGCACACAUUCUAAAGGGGGACUUUCUCUUGACUCUGUUUCAAUCGUUCCAAGCAAGCUUCAGAAGGAAACAGAGGUCUGUAAAUAUUGUGUUGGCUUUUAUACCUAUCUUUGGAAAUCCUUUGGAAUUUGAGAAACAGACUAAACUUCAACAUGCCAAUUUUCAUUUUAAAAUCAGUAAAAUUCCUCACUCUGAAUCGUCCAUGAAAAUGUGUGCAGAAUAAGCAUGCUGGUUGCUAUUCAUAAAUCAGAUCAUAGGCCAUGCCAACAAACAAAACAAAUACAGGGGUAUUUGGUUGAUGUUUUUGGCUACUGUUGUUUCAGUAGCACGGAGAUUCAGCAAAUGCUGCCCGUAGGGAUUCGUGCACAAGUCUUCUGGAUGUGAGCAAUGAUGCCUUAGUGCAAGUAUAUAUUACUAUUCAUGUACCUUUGAGCAGUGGUUUAGUUCUGCUGUUCUAGAUGUGAAAGCUCUGAUUCAGGCAUCUUAAAUAGGACCCAUGGAUUUCAUUGUAGCGAUCACAUUGAAACAAUGAUAUACAGGUCCUUAACUCUUAUCAGAGGGCAUAUUUUUUUAGCUCUGGUAAUUUGUAGUUUUGGUCUGGAAGAUAAUGCAAGUGACAAGAUUGAUCUUAUAUCAAUUAUUUUUACAUCACUGCUAGAUUGUGGUAGUAUGUAUUUUUCUGUAAUUGGUCAGUCAUAUACUUGUACAUAUUUGCAUAUGCAGGCAAGUAGAUAAAAAAUCUCAAUUUUGAAAGCGAGAUGAUAAUAGAACUCAUACAAGAUAUUAAUUUUUUGGGGUCUUUGCAUAUUGGAUUUUUUUUAAGUUCAUGCUGUGGACAUUAUGAAUGGAUUGCAUUAGCCAUUGAGAUGUAUUAAGUAUACAUUACCAGGGAGUGUAAUACUAUUUAGAGCAUUCAAUAAAGCUGUUCCAAGGAAUUAUCAUUGAUAUUA
Molecule: messenger RNA, 2301 nt
Organism: Cryptomeria japonica (Japanese cedar)
Lineage: Eukaryota; Viridiplantae; Streptophyta; Pinopsida; Cupressales; Cupressaceae
Product: F-box protein PP2-A15
Exons: 3
Coding region: 548-1483 (311 amino acids)
Molecular function (GO): protein binding
Source: RefSeq, a predicted model, not a curated record